Messenger RNA from Octopus sinensis (East Asian common octopus), 1429 nucleotides. Its product is annotated as glycerol kinase. Gene Ontology annotation, biological process: glycerol-3-phosphate biosynthetic process; glycerol metabolic process; triglyceride metabolic process. Bases 149 to 1429 code for a protein of 426 amino acids. Gene Ontology annotation, cellular component: mitochondrion. Lineage: Eukaryota; Metazoa; Mollusca; Cephalopoda; Octopoda; Octopodidae. The record is from RefSeq and is a predicted model, not a curated record. Gene Ontology annotation, molecular function: glycerol kinase activity. The transcript is spliced from 15 exons.
UCGAGCAGGUCACGUGACAGCCAAGGUCACCAGGUCAACAGCGUGCGCGCGCGCGCGGUGUCGAGGCAAAGAAACUGGUUUUGUGUGGGAGAGAGAGAGGUUCGAACCCUCACUUCUCUCUGUUUUAAAGGACCAUAGAAACCCUCCCAUGGCUCUCACCUCUUACGGCCCCUUAAUUGGGGCCAUAGACCAAGGAACCAGCAGUACCCGUGUUCUGAUCUUUGCAAGUAAAACUGGAGAGUUGAUAACAUAUCAUCAAGUGAACGUCAAACUGAUCUACCCGAAAGAAGGCUGGGUGGAGCAGAAUCCCAAUGAAAUCCUGCAGUCUGUAAUUACUUGUUUGUCCAAAGCUGUUGAAAACCUGAAAGCCUUGAAUAUAAAUGUUGCGGAUUUAAAAGCGAUUGGCAUCACUAACCAACGAGAAACAACCAUUCUCUGGGACAAACUCACUGGUAAACCCCUCUUCAAUGCCAUCGUCUGGCUGGACAUGAGGACGUCUGCUACGGUCAACAAAUUAUUGGCAAACAUCCCAGACAACGACAAAGAUGUCUUAAGGCCCCAGUGUGGUUUGCCUGUCACAACAUACUUCAGUGCCCUCAAAAUCCGGUGGUUGCUCGACAACGUUCCAGAAGUGAAAGCUGCUCUCAAAGAAAAACGCUGCCUCUUUGGCACAGUCGACUCCUGGUUGCUUUGGAACCUGACCGGAGGAGUGAAAGGCGGGAAGCACUUGACGGACGUCACCAAUGCCAGCCGAACAAUGUUGAUGAAUAUUCAUGCCCUUCGCUGGGACGAAAAACUCUGCAGUUUCUUUGACAUUCCAAUGUCUAUUCUGCCAGAGAUCCAUUCUUCCUCUGAAAUAUUUGGUUACAUCAAUGAUGGUCCAUUAAAAGACAUACCAAUAUCUGGGAUUCUGGGAGACCAACAGGCGGCCCUUGUCGGUCAGAUGUGCUUCAAACAGGGAGAUGCCAAAAACACAUAUGGAACUGGUUGCUUUCUGCUCUACAAUACAGGUUCACAGCCUGUGGAAUCAAAACAUGGACUAUUAACAACUGUUGCCUAUCAAAUGGGGAAAAAGAAACCGGUUACUUAUGCACUUGAAGGUGCCAUAGCUAUUGCUGGGGCCUGCGUCCAGUGGCUGAGAGAUAAUCUGGGAAUUAUCAAAGAAUCAGCAGAAAUUGAACACCUGGCAAACCAAGUUGAUGGCACCCAUGGCUGCUACUUUGUUCCAGCAUUCUCAGGGCUUUUCUGUCCCCACUGGAAACCCGAUGCUCGUGGUUUUUCAGUCUGGCCAAGCUGGGGCACUGCCUUCAAGGGUAUAAUCGAUUACAUCAACUUCAGUACUUGUCCUUCUUUUAUCAAUGUUGCAAGGAUGAAAGUUAAAGUCAGCCUAAACACAAUCAGUGCGAGACAUGGGUAUUUACACGAGUGA